ACACAAAGGCUAACAAAAGCGCACACAUAGAAAACACAAGAGUAAGAAAAAAACAAACAAAAAUGGAGAAGAUAGAGCACAAGAUGGUAAAUGUAAAUGGCUUAAAUAUGCAUAUAGCAGAAUUAGGCCAAGGCUCAACAAUCCUCUUCAUCCAUGGCUUCCCUGAGCUCUGGUACUCAUGGCGCCACCAAAUGGUCUACUUAGCUGAACGUGGUUACCGUGCUGUGGCGCCUGACUUAAGGGGUUAUGGAGAUACCACUGGUGCACCCCUUAACGACCCUUCGAAGUUCAGUAUUUUUCACCUUGUGGGUGAUCUUGUAGCAUUGCUUGAAGCCAUUGCUCCUAAUGAAGAAAAGGUGUUUGUCGUUGCACACGACUGGGGUGCGAUAAUUGCUUGGCAUUUAUGUCUCUUUAGGCCAGAUAAAGUUAAAGCCUUGGUGAAUUUGAGUGUCCAUUUUCCCCCAAGGAACCCAAAGAUGAAUACUGUUGAGGGGCUAAAGGCUAUAUAUGGCGAAGAUCAUUAUGUCUCGAGAUUUCAGGUACCGGGUGAAAUUGAAGCUGAAUUCGCUCCAAUUGGUGCUAAGUCUGUUCUUAAGAAAAUAUUUACAUACCGCGAUACUGCACCAUUAUAUUUUCCUAAAGGCAAAGGCCUUGACGCUAUCACUGAUGCUCCGGCUGCCCUUUCAUCGUGGCUUUCUGAGGAAGAGUUGGAUUACUAUGCCGACAAGUUUGAGAAGACUGGUUUCACUGGUGCAGUUAACUAUUACCGCGCUUUUCCCAUAAACUGGGAACUGACAGCACCAUGGACUGGAGCUCAAGUUAAAGUUCCGACCAAGUUUAUCGCCGGGGAAUUCGACUUGGUUUAUCACAUACCAGGUGUUAAAGAGUACAUACACAAUGGUGGAUUUAAAAAAGAUGUUCCAUUGUUGGAGGAAGUUGUGGUUUUAGAAGGUGCAGCUCACUUUGUCAACCAAGAAAGGCCACAUGAGAUUAACAAACACAUUUAUGACUUCAUUCAAAAGUUCUAAAACUUUCUCUAGCGUACGCAGUAUUUUGUGUAAGCAGUGUUCGUUACUUGUGAUAGUAUUUUAUAACUAGAUUCACAGUUGGUGAAUAUUUUAUGACAUAUACAAAAUUUCAAUAAAAGUUACUGAAUGUCUAUAUCAUAA
This is a messenger RNA of Solanum pennellii, 1169 nucleotides long. RefSeq names its product epoxide hydrolase A-like. Gene Ontology annotation, molecular function: hydrolase activity. Bases 63 to 1028 code for a protein of 321 amino acids. The record is from RefSeq and is a predicted model, not a curated record. NCBI's taxonomy places the organism in Eukaryota, Viridiplantae, Streptophyta, Magnoliopsida, Solanales, Solanaceae. The transcript has 4 exons.